Messenger RNA from Drosophila innubila, 2184 nucleotides. RefSeq names its product soluble guanylate cyclase 89Da. Gene Ontology annotation, biological process: cGMP biosynthetic process; nitric oxide-cGMP-mediated signaling; response to oxygen levels. The transcript has a single exon. The coding region runs from base 25 to 2028 and encodes 667 amino acids. Gene Ontology annotation, molecular function: oxygen sensor activity; guanylate cyclase activity; heme binding. The record is from RefSeq and is a predicted model, not a curated record. Lineage: Eukaryota; Metazoa; Arthropoda; Insecta; Diptera; Drosophilidae. Gene Ontology annotation, cellular component: guanylate cyclase complex, soluble.
UAGGUGUUUUAAAUUGUUAGUGCGAUGUAUGGAAUGUUGUAUGAGAGUGUCCAGCACUAUGUGCAGGAGGAGUACGGCAUGGAGAUUUGGACAAAGGUGUGCCGAAUUGUUGACUGUAAACACAACAGCUUUAAAACACAUCAGAUAUAUCCGGAUAAAUUGAUGCCGGAUAUUGCAGCUGCGUUGUCCGCCUGUACGGGAGAGUCCUUUGACUUUUGCAUGAACUUUUUUGGCAAAUGUUUCGUGCGAUUCUUUAGUAAUUUCGGUUAUGACAAGAUGAUACGCUCGACGGGUCGCUACUUCUGCGACUUUCUGCAGUCCAUUGAUAAUAUUCAUUUAAUCAUGCGUUUCACAUACCCAAAGAUGAAAUCGCCCAGCAUGCAGCUGACCAGCAUGGAUGACAGUGGAGCGGUUAUUUUAUAUCGUAGCGGUCGAACGGGAAUGUCGAAAUAUCUCAUUGGCCAGAUGACGGAGGUGGCACGCGAGUUUUAUGGCCUGGAGAUAAAAGCGUAUGUGAUCGACAGUCAGAAUGAUAUUACCGGAGGCACUGCGGGUCCUAUCAAGCUUACAGACGGACCCCUGACCGUCAUAGUCAAGUAUCGUUUGGACUUUGAUAAUCGGGAGUAUAUGGCCAAGCGUGUGAACACCGAUGCGCAUCCAUCGCAGCUAAGGAUGCCCACAGUUAAUUUGAAUGUGUUUCUCGAGCUGUUCCCCUUUACAUUUGUACUAAAUCAUGAUAUGAAAAUAACGCAUGCGGGCGAAAAAAUUGUUGAGACAUGGAUAAUGCAUAAUCCGGGAGCCAAUCCCAAGGGAUUUAUUGGCGCUCAUGUAAUGGAUCUGUUUUAUUGUCGGCGUCCAAAGGACACCACCAUCGACUGGGAUACCUUGAUCCAAAUGCGAGCAGUCCUUUUUGAAUUUGAGCUCAUACGCACUGGACACAAUCGUGCCGCCUACGAUGCAGUUCUUAACAUGGAUUUUGAGAACUACGACGAUAUGCUGCUAAAUGAAGCUCAGACUAUGGCGCUGGAAAACGCCAAAGAAUUCAGUGAAAAAAAUUCAAAUAACCUGGAUGUAGAGCCUCGUGAGGAAGAAAUUGAUCCUGCAACUGGUGAACGUCGAUCUUCUCAGGGUCUUCGGUCCAUUUUGCUCAAAGGCCAAAUGUUCUACAUCAAGGAUGUUGACUCGUUGAUAUUUUUAUGUAGUCCUUUGAUAGAGAAUCUCGAUGAGCUGCAUAGCAUUGGUUUGUAUCUUAAUGAUCUCAAUCCCCAUGGCCUCAGUCGUGAACUUGUCAUGGCGGGCUGGCAACACUGCUCCAAGCUGGAGAUGUUGUUUGAAAAAGAGGAGGAACGCUCUGAUGAGUUGGAAAAGUCUUUAGAGUUGGCCGACUCCUGGAAGCGUCAAGGAGACGAGCUUUUAUACUCCAUGAUACCACGUCCGAUUGCAGAGCGUAUGAGAAUGGGACACGAGCAUGUCUGCCAGAGCUUUGAGGAAGUCUCCGUCAUUUUCAUAGAAGUCAUGAACAUAUACGACAGCUCAAAUAAUGUCCAAGAAGCCAUGCAGGCAGUUAACACUCUGAACCAGGUAUUCUCCGCAUUGGAUGAGGAGAUCAUAUCCCCCUUUGUCUACAAAGUGGAAACUGUUGGCAUGGUCUACAUGGCAGUGUCCGGGGCUCCAGAUGUUAAUCCCUUGCAUGCUGAGCACGCCUGCGAUUUGGCUUUACGCGUUAUCAAAAAGUUAAAGAAUCAUCAUGAAGCAGAUGUGGCUAUUCGUGUGGGAAUCAACUCUGGUCCAGUGGUGGCAGGAGUUGUUGGUCUGAAGGUGCCUCGGUACUGUCUAUUUGGAGACACUGUAAACACGGCUUCACGCAUGGAGAGCAGCUGCGAUCCCUGGAAGAUACAGUUGUCCAACAAUACGGCAUUGAAGGUGCGAGAGGUGGGCUACAAAGUGGAAUCACGCGGUACAGUCAAGGUCAAAGGAAAAGGCGAAAUGGAAACCUACUGGCUGCUUGCAGGACCUGAUGACAAAUGAUUCAUAUAUAUAUAUAUAUUUAAUAAAGUACAUACUUAUUGUAAUUUUGUUCUAAAAUUCAUACAAUAUGCCUUUGUGUUGAGCACCUGCACUGCAAUUUACUGUGACACUCUUUGAACUUUAUGCAUUGCAAUAAACUUGAAUAUUCUUCACCUU